CACUCACUCUCGCGAGAUCACACCAUUAGCAAACAUGGCGGCUGCGAUGGAUGUAGACACCCCGAGUGGAACUAACAGUGGAGCCAGUAAAAAGCGUUUUGAAGUGAAAAAGUGGAAUGCUGUGGCUCUGUGGGCUUGGGACAUUGUGGUGGACAACUGUGCCAUCUGCAGAAAUCACAUAAUGGACCUCUGUAUAGAGUGUCAGGCCAAUCAGGCGUCGGCUACAUCAGAGGAGUGUACAGUGGCCUGGGGAGUCUGUAAUCAUGCGUUUCAUUUCCACUGCAUCUCUCGCUGGCUGAAGACCAGACAGGUGUGUCCUCUGGACAAUAGAGAGUGGGAGUUCCAGAAGUAUGGCCAUUAGCAGCCCAGUGUCUGUGCUUCAGAUCCAGGAUUUUCCUUCCUGAGAAGCAUUUUUGUUUAGACGUCACCAUUCUCUCCCUGUCAAAGACCAAAUGGUCCACAUUUAAAUUGUUAUACUAGUUAGGAUGUUUUUUAUUUCUGUGUUGUAUGCAGCAUUCUAAACUGUAAAUUAUCAAUAAAGUCUCUCUAAAUUCA
Molecule: messenger RNA, 555 nt
Organism: Sinocyclocheilus rhinocerous
Lineage: Eukaryota; Metazoa; Chordata; Actinopteri; Cypriniformes; Cyprinidae
Gene: rbx1
Product: ring-box 1, E3 ubiquitin protein ligase
Exons: 5
Coding region: 35-361 (108 amino acids)
Molecular function (GO): zinc ion binding
Source: RefSeq, a predicted model, not a curated record